Molecule: messenger RNA, 2228 nt
Organism: Megalobrama amblycephala (Wuchang bream)
Lineage: Eukaryota; Metazoa; Chordata; Actinopteri; Cypriniformes; Xenocyprididae
Product: UDP-glucuronosyltransferase 2C1-like
Exons: 3
Coding region: 374-1969 (531 amino acids)
Molecular function (GO): UDP-glycosyltransferase activity
Source: RefSeq, a predicted model, not a curated record
CAGUUCAUUUUGCUGAAUCAGUUUGAUCUGAAUUUCCUAUGGGACAUUUUACAUGUGUUUUUUUUUUUGUUUGUUUGUCUGUUUUGUUUAGUUUUUUUGAAUUAAGUUUUGUCCAUUUAAGUAGCUUCAGUGCACUAUAUAGUCAAUACCAAGGCAAAAUUACAUACACAGUUUUAAAUGGUAGCUUAUUAACUAGGGUUGUGCAGGUAAAUGCCCUUUGCCCCGUUAAAGACUGUUAAAUGAAUAUCAGUGAAGAACAACGAGGCCAAAAGAGAGUAAGUGCUUGUAGUUUUGUUAGUUACGCUACAUUUAAGGCUGACCUGCUACAUAUUCAUGGAUUUGAAUGCCAUCUGGUUAACACAAACCAGGAACAAUGAAUGGACAGGUUUUUCAUGUGCUUGGGCCAAUCCUGCUAACCCUUCUGCUGAUGACUGUCCCAGUUGUUCAGAGUGGGAAGGUUCUUGUCUUUCCUGUGGAUGGCAGUCAUUGGGUCAACAUGAACAUCUUGAUUAAAGCACUUCAUGCCAAAGGUCACAAUGUUACAGUCAUUCGGAUGGCAGACAGCUGGUACAUCAAAGAAUUCUCUCCUCACUACACAUCCAUCAAUCUCAAGUCUGAUGGAGGAUUUGGUGAAGAAUUCCUGGAGACAUUUGUAUCCAGACUUAUGGAGAUUCUGAGGGAGGGUUCGAUUUGGGCUCGCCUGAAUCUGGAGGUAGAGAUGUGGGAAAGUUCUUUGAAGAUUCUUAAAACGGAAAGUGAGAUGAUAGUCAACAUGUUUGAAGACCAGCAGCUAAUGCAGUCCUUAAAAGAGGCCAAAUAUGAUUUGAUUCUUACAGAUCCAGCCAUGUAUGGAGGAGUCAUAUUGGGCCAUUAUCUCAAACUGCCCAUUGUCUACAAUGUCCGUUGGACAAUGUAUAGUGAAGGUCAUUUUGCAAUAGCUCCUUCACCACUUUCUUAUGUUCCUUUUCCAAUGCUGGAGUUAUCAGACCGCAUGAGUUUUUUUCAAAGAGUGAAGAAUGUUUUAAUGUACAUCAUAACUGAAACACAAGUUGCUUUCCUGUUUGCUCCAAAUUAUAAUGCACUUUGUGAACGCUUCAUUGGCCCAGGAACAUCUUACUUUUCUUUAAUUCAGAGUGCUGAUCUGUGGCUCCAUAGAGUUGAUUUUGUUUUUGAAUUCCCGCGUCCCACUAUGCCAAACAUCGUCUACAUGGGAGGUUUUCAGUGCAAGCCAUCAAAGCCUCUUCCACAAGAUCUGGAGGACUUUGUGCAGAGCUCUGGAGAGCAUGGUGUCAUCAUCAUGUCUCUGGGCACUCUCAUUGGUCAGCUUCCUGAUGAUGUGGCAGAGGCAAUUGCUGAAGCUUUUGCAGAACUUCCACAGAAGAUCAUCUGGAGGUACAAAGGAAAGAGACCAUCUGCACUUGGGAACAACACCUUAAUGAUGGACUGGAUGCCUCAGAAUGAUCUUCUGGGUCAUCCUAAGACCAGAGCCUUUGUGGCACAUGGAGGAACCAAUGGAAUUCAAGAAGCCAUCUACCACGGGGUGCCAAUCAUUGGAUUUGGGCUGAUUUUUGACCAGCCUGAUAAUCUUUCUAAAAUGAGAGUAAAGGGUGUAGCCAAGAAUGUAGACUUUGCCACAGUGGAUAAGGAGUCCUUCCUUAAAACUGUCAAAGAGGUCCUUUAUGAGCCCUCUUAUCGGGAGAACAUGCAGAGGCUCUCAAGGCUUCACAAGGACGUCCCAGUGAAGCCUCUGGACAACGCCAUCUUCUGGAUUGAGUUUGUUAUGAGGCACAAAGGUGCCGCUCACUUGCGCACAGAGUCGUACAAAAUGCCCUGGUACUCUUAUCACUCUGUUGAUGUCAUGCUGUUCCUGCUUUCUGCUGUGUCACUCAUAAUCAUGACUAUAUAUGCAGUUAUCAGAUAUUUCUGUUGUAGAGUAUGUUUUAGAAGAACAAAGAACAAACUUGAAUGAUUGUUGUUGUUUUUAUUAUUAUUAUUUAAUUUUCGUAAAUUAAAUUAAUUCAACAAUAUGUUUUCAAUUUGAUGGGUUACACGCUACAAAUCCUGUAACAAAUCUGUACAUUAGAGGGUAUGUGAAACCCUUUCUUUAUACAAUUAUGUGUCUGUUCUAUCCACGUACACAAACUAACAUUUCUCUUAGGAUGAAGACUUCAUCAAUAUUCACAGAAUUUAUGUAUAUACAGAUUACAAUAAACAAUAAAAGAAGCUAA